Acanthosepion pharaonis is the source of this 1125-nucleotide messenger RNA. The record is from the annotation of a GenBank genome assembly. NCBI's taxonomy places the organism in Eukaryota, Metazoa, Mollusca, Cephalopoda, Sepiida, Sepiidae.
AUGUUUAAUUAUCUAUCUAUCUAUCUAUCUAUCUAUCUAUCUAUCUAUCUAUCUAUCUCUCUCUCUCUCUCUCUAUAUAUAUAUAUAUAUAUAUAUAUAUAUGUAAUGAGAGAGAGAGAAAUUUUUCCAAAUAUAAUACCAAGAAGCACUUCCAGAAAUCGUGUCAAUGUAAGUGACGUGUUGAUGGUGUAUGAUAAUACGUCGUUCAUCUACCUGAAGGAAUCCCUCAAUCGAGAAGUGUCCGACGAACUUAACUUCGCCGUCCACUGUACAGUACAAACGGCCAACGGUCUCAGGAUUAUCCUUCGUCUCAUACCUAUUCUCCUUUUUCAUUCUUUACCUGUAUCUUCCCAUUCUAUCCCUUUAUCCCUUCCAAUACAACUAGGAUUAUCCUUCGUCUCAUACCUAUUCUCCUUUCUCAUUCUUUUUACCUGUAUCUUCCCAUUCUAUCCCUUAUCCCUUCCAAUACAACUAGGAUUAUCCUUCGUCUCAUACCUAUUCUCCUUUCUCAUUCUUUACCUGUAUCUUCCCAUUCUAUCCCUUAUCCCUUCCAAUACAACUAGGAUUAUCCUUCGUCUCAUACCUAUUCUCCUUUCUCAUUCUUUACCUCUCCGGUUUUUCCUUCCUUUUUUUCUCUUCCAUUUCAUAUUUUUCUCUUUCCCGACAUUUUCCAUCAUUUCUUUUUUUCUCCUUUUCUUUUUAGUUUUUCUUGUUUUAAUUAUCUUUGUUUCUCAUUUUACUUCUUCUUUUAUAUUUCCUUCUCGCUUUAUUUUCAUACGUUUUUUUUUCUUUUUGUCUUUAUUUUCUUUCCAUCAUUUUCUUUUUUUUCUUUCCUUUUCAUUUUUGUCUUCUUUUAAUUUCUUUUUCUCUUUGAUCAGGCUUUUAUUUUUUUAUUUUUUUAUUUUUUUUUCCUUAAAGCCACGAAGAAAAACUAAAAGUAGUUUUUUCUUCAUGGCUUUAUUUCCUUUUCAUCUUUUUUUUUCUAUUUUCCUAUUUCUUUCUUUCUUUUUUCUUUUUCUUUCUUUUCUUUCUUUCUUUCUUUUUUUUCUUUCUUUCUUUCUUUCUUUCUUUCUUUCUUUCUUUCUUAUUGAUGUCAUGUCCGAGUCUUUUCUAAGUUUUCUUUGA